AUGGUGAUCACACCUAUCAAGCAUGGAGCAGACAAGAAAUGCAAGCUUGGAGCUACAGUCACUGGCCUAGACCUGAACAACGUUUCAGAUGAAGAUUUGGCAACUCUCAAGGAAGCUACGCACAGAUACCAGCUUCUCAUGAUCAAGGAUCAUCAUAACCUUGAUGUGAAGAAGCACUGGGAACUGGUCACAAGACUGGAUCCCACGGCCCAUGAAGUUCAUGGUCAUGGAACCGUAGCUCAAUUUGCGAAGACUGGAGGGAUGCUUGCUAAAAGAACUGUUCAUGGUAUCCCAGAAGCUCCAAAUGUCCGUCUGAUUGGCAAAGGCUACCAAGGAGACGAUCACUAUGGCAUCAAGAAUUUUACUGCAGCCGGAGCGAGCAAUGAUUAUCACAGGUACCCUCCUAGUAAAGAGGCAUUCGAAGCUGGCAAUACUCAAUUUCAGAGAUGGCACAUUGAUGCUCCUCUCUAUGAUCGCGAGCCACCUCACUUUACCGCACUCCGAGCAAUUAAAUGUCCUGAUCAGGCUGAUAUUCAAGUCAAUUGGGAUGAUGGCAGCGGCUUAAGCAUGAAGACCAAACCAGGUCAAACUGCUUUCGUCAGUGGUAUUCAGUUGUACGAGUUAUUGACCGAUGAGGAGAAAAUGUUAGCUGAGAAUAGCUGGGUGGAAUACGCACCUUUCCCAUACAUGUGGAUCGAGAAUUGCAAAGGCCGACCAAACGGACUGGGUUUAGAGACGGAGGGCCUCGAGCACAAGAUGGAUGAGAUGCCUGAAUGGGAGGAGAGUAAGAUCAAACGAUACCCGAUGGUAUGGGUCAAUCCCUUAGGCCAGAAAGCACUUCAAGUUCAUGGCAUCUGUGUACGGAAGAUGUUCCUCAAAGCCACACCAACUAGUGAGGUGAAGGUGGUCGAUGAUCUAGUCGAGAUCAGAAAGCUGCUCCACAGCUGGCAAGAACGGAUCAUCAGACCUGAAUACGUGCUGUCUGCACCAGUAGAAGAGGGGGAUGUUCAAAUGUGGGAUAACUGGAGCGUUUUUCAUACCGCCAUUGAUUAUCCGGAUCAGUAUGGACCAAGAACCAUGCACCAAGCCAAUCUUGCGGCUUCCGACAGUCCAGUUGGACCUGUUCCAAUACCUGUAUCGUAG
This is a messenger RNA of Mollisia scopiformis, 1143 nucleotides long. RefSeq names its product Clavaminate synthase-like protein. NCBI's taxonomy places the organism in Eukaryota, Fungi, Ascomycota, Leotiomycetes, Helotiales, Mollisiaceae. The record is from RefSeq and is a predicted model, not a curated record. Gene Ontology annotation, molecular function: oxidoreductase activity. Bases 1 to 1143 code for a protein of 380 amino acids. The transcript is spliced from 5 exons.